AUGAAGUUCGCGUUGAUCCUACUGGGCCUCGUGUCAGCUUCUCAAGCGCACUACACAUUCCCAGCACUAGUAUCCGGUAGCUCCGCUACAAACAAGUGGCAGUAUGUCCGUAAGACGACAAACUACCAGUCCAACGGUCCCGUGACGGAUGUCACCUCUUCACAGAUUCGCUGCUAUCAACUCGCAGCCGGCAACGAGGGUGCCGAGACAAUGACGGUUGCCGCUGGCUCGACGGUUGGAUUCACAGCAGAUGCGUCCGUGUCUCAUCCUGGAACGCUACAAUUCUACAUGGCCAAGGUUCCUGCUGGAAAAACUGCCGACUCCUGGGACGGCGAUGGUGCCGUCUGGUUCAAGAUCUUUUCACAAGGUCCAAACAUCGCUCCGAGCGGACUGACGUGGCCCAGCCAGGGCGCGAAGCAAGUCACGGCCAAGAUCCCCGAGUGCCUGGCUCCUGGCGACUACCUGGUCCGAGUCGAACAUAUUGCGCUUCAUAGUGCCAGCAGCGCAGGUGGUGCUCAGUUCUACAUUUCGUGCGCUCAGCUCACUGUCACCGGAGGUGGCACGAAGACUUUCUCUGGAGUGUCGUUUCCUGGCGCUUACAAGGCUACCGACCCAGGCAUCAUGAUCAACAUUUACUAUCCUGUUCCAACAAGCUACACGGCGCCUGGGCCAGCAGUUGUUACAUGCUGAUGGGUCUUUGGCUGGUGCGAACUCGGAAGAAGGCAUCAAGUCGGGUUCACGACGGCGAUAAGGUUUAUAUAUCAUGCUAGUGUAGUAGUGUCAAUAGAUAGAUGGCUGUAAAUUUCUGCAAAUACUUGGCCGGUUCAAUCGAUUCAGUGGCCUGGUUGGAUGCUGCGAGAGUUCUGCCGUGACAAGAUAUCAACAUGCAAUAUGUAGUCAUCCAUUUUGUCGCAAAAGACGUUCAAGAACCACUCUGACUUCGAGCAGGUGUGUCAGCGAAGAGCUGCAGUAUUUGGCAUCGCGCCGCAAAGUGGCGCACCAAGCGGCCAGAAGCUAGCUAAUAUAGUGCUGUGCUU
Messenger RNA from Truncatella angustata, 1037 nucleotides. Its product is annotated as glycoside hydrolase. Lineage: Eukaryota; Fungi; Ascomycota; Sordariomycetes; Amphisphaeriales; Sporocadaceae. The transcript has 5 exons. The record is from RefSeq and is a predicted model, not a curated record. The coding region runs from base 1 to 690 and encodes 229 amino acids.